Messenger RNA from Colletotrichum higginsianum IMI 349063, 1431 nucleotides. Its product is annotated as phosphotransferase enzyme family protein. NCBI's taxonomy places the organism in Eukaryota, Fungi, Ascomycota, Sordariomycetes, Glomerellales, Glomerellaceae. The record is from RefSeq and is a predicted model, not a curated record. The coding region runs from base 1 to 1431 and encodes 476 amino acids. The transcript has a single exon.
AUGGAAAAUCGCCUGCCGUCAUCCUCACUCACUGUCAUGUACGACAGUGUUAUUUACAACGAAGGCAGCAAGAAGUUCCAUGCUUGGGUAUCGUCUGCCAUCAAUCCCUAUGUCAUCAGCGAGCUCGAAGCUUUUGUCGCUCAACAGUUGAAUGACAGUGGUCCAGCAACAUUUGUGGAAAGGGUCGAAGGCUCCUAUAACAUGAUGUUUCGGUUCCGGGCCUUCAAUGGGAACGACGUGGCCCUUCGAAUUCCGAAGCCGGGACAUACGCCUUUGGUUCUCGCCUCGGAGAAAGUGGCGAACGAAGUCGCGUGGAUGAGAUAUCUCAAGGAAAACACGAGCAUUCCCAUUCCACAUUUGUACAGUGCCAGCUCACAGACGUCCAACAACCUCUCGCCCUUUGGACUGCCCUUCAUGUUAAUGGACUUCGUCGAAGGCCACAACCUUCGCGACUUCCUGACGAAGCUGUCGGCGCCUGGCAAGGACGCGGACGCGGACGCUAUGCGGUCGACCGUCUACGAGCAGCUGGCGAGCUUCUACCUCCAACUCAACCGCUUGCAUUUCAAAGAGAUUGGGUCUCUCGCCCAAGAUCCUGUCUCGGGUCAGUGGAAAGUCACGCAACGCCCGCUCACGAUGGACAUGCACCAGCUCCUAUUGGGCGUGCCCGAUUAUCCGACUGGCGGAUGGCCCAGCAAGCCACUCCGGCGCGCUGGAGAUUACUUUGAUUUUGUUGCCGACCAGCAACGUAUCCAGCUCUGGGAAUUGCGCAACCUAAACGUUCCUCAUGAUCGCACGUCGACUUGCGAUGCGGAACAGGCCGCCAAGAUUGCUCGACACAGAUUCAAAGCCCGUGUAGGCUUCGAACAGCUUGUUACCCUCUUCUGCAAACCCGGUGAUGACAGCGGUCCUUUCUUUCCUUUCAACCCGGACCUCGACCCGCGAAACAUGGUCAUCAACCCUGACAAUGGCCGGAUUACCGGCGUUCUCGAUCUCGAAUUUACCAAUGCUAUGCCGGCUCAGUUUGCAUGCGAUCCACCACUAUGGCUACAUAGAGUUCUUCCAGGGCAAUGUCUCGAAAGGGGUUUCUUCCCCUGGUUCUUGGACAGUUAUAGACCGUACCUGGACCAGUUUCUGGCUGCAAUGAGGCGUAUAGAGAAAGCGGGGAAGGCUUUGGAUGAAGAGGAGUUGCUGUCCACUCGGAUGCUCGAUUCUUGGACUAGCAAGCGGUGCUGGUUCAAUUACGCAGCCCACAAAGCUGAUCGCGUUGACGCAAUCUACUGGGAGGAGUUGUACAAACUCCAUCCAGGGGGUGAUAGACCGCAACUGGCUACUGAGAUGGAAUCUGAGAUGAUGAGGUACGUUGAGCACACCGAAAAGCAGAUUGCAGCAUUUGAAGAAGCCUGGGUCGAGGGGGAGACUGAAGCAUCCUGA